AACACUGGGGCGGCCACCACAAACUUUGUUGUUGUGUCUCGGUGCCAUCUCGUUUCGUCUCGCGCGUUAAAACGGAAAACGGAAAAUAUGGUUAAAAUUCGAUGCCCGCUAGAAAUAGAUGAAAACUGCAAGUGCCAGAGAGCUAAAAGGAUACAUAUGUGCAAUGUGCCACAUAAUUAAGUGCCCACGAAGAACGGCAAGCGGCCAAUAACAAUAAUGACAUUUCGAUACAUACACACAGACGAAGAUUGACGAAGAAAAAGAAGAGAAAAAACUGGUAUAUAAAAGACGCCAAUGAGAAAAGACGGAGCGUGCAAAAAAGAGAGGAUACGCGCGCGCCCCUAAAGCACGGGGGCCAAUUCCUCUGCUGUGUGUGUUCCCUGCACUGGAAAACAGAUUUGCAUUGCCCCCCAAAGACGAAUUUUGAUUACCCGUCCGUAAUGUCACAGCAUAAUCCACAUGCCCAUCCGCACUACCAUCACCACCCACUGCACCAGCAUCAGACACAACACCACCACCACCAUCAUCAGCUGCAGUUGCAGCAGCAGCAACAACAACAACAGCAACAACAACAACAACAACAACAACAGCAGCAUUCGCAAAUGCCACACAGUACACACAAUUGGUACUCACAUGUUGCUUCCUACCCGCCACCGCCACCCCACCACCAUGCGACGGCUACCUCGGCAUUUGCCGCCACCUCCACACCUUGUAAGGGCAGUGGCAGUGGCAGUGCCAACAACAACAACAUGAGUGCCUAUGGAGCAGGCAGCACGCAUGGAUAUUAUGCUGCUGCUGCUGCCGCCGCCGCUGGCGGUGGGCUCAAUGUUAAUGCUGUGGGUGGCGUUGGGGGUGGGUCAGCAGCCUAUAACCUUGAGGCCAACACAGUGGCUUAUGCCCACAACCAGCUGCUGCAGUACCAACAGCACCAUCAGCAUCAGCAACAGCAGCAACACCAUCAUCAACAGCAGCAGCAUCUCAGUCAGCGUUCCUAUAUGGGGCAUGAUAUAAUGUCUGGGACAUAUCCGUACAUCAAAAGCGAACCAAUGGAUGUAUCAGCGGCGUAUCAGCAGCCACCCAAUCCGAUGGCACCACCCCCAGCGCCAGAUAUGAUAAUAAAAUCGGAACCCAUGGAUGAACAUCCGUACAAGUCCAACUACAUAGACGACAAUACGCCCUUUGCUGAUUUUAAUAAAUUCAACGAAUUCAGCGGCGAUAUGCUCAGCCCCAAAGUUGAGCUAACCAUCAAAGAUGAGACCUAUGGCAAGACCUCCAGUGGCAGCAGCUUUGCACGCCGCAAAGUUCUGCAGCAGCCACAACAGCAACAGCCAACGACAGAUCGUUCGGCGGAGAGUCUGCCCAUUUGUCAGCGCUGCAAGGAAGUGUUCUUCAAGAAGCAAGCCUACCUUAGGCAUGUGGCCGAGAGCAGUUGUGGCAUACAGGAGUACGAUUUCAAGUGCAACAUUUGCCCCAUGUCCUUCAUGAGCAGCGAAGAGCUGCAGCGGCACAAGCAUUUGCAUCGCGCGGACAAGUUCUUCUGCCACAAAUACUGCGGCAAGCAUUUCGAUACGAUAGCCGAGUGCGAAACGCAUGAGUACAUGCAGCACGAGUAUGAGAGUUUUGUGUGUAAUAUGUGUUCGGGCACGUUUGCCACACGCGAGCAGCUGUACGCCCACUUGCCGCAGCACAAGUUUCAGCAGCGCUACGACUGUCCCAUCUGUCGUUUGUGGUAUCAAACGGCCGUCGAAUUGCACGAGCAUCGGCUGGCGGCUCCAUACUUUUGCGGCAAGUACUACACCAAUCAACAGCAACAGCAGCAGCAGCAGGGCAACUAUAAGCUGCAGGACUGUCAUAUGGCCACCAUGGAAAUGCCCACAGCACCACUGCUUAAAGUACCAACGCCUGCGAAUGCCUCGGCCCUGCCAGCCACAGCGGCGUUAAGCUCUCUGCUGCAGCAGCGACAAGCGAAUGCCGAUGGAGCAGCGGCCAUGUUUGCUUCUGCUGCCUCCUCCACCGCUGCCGUCGCCUCCACCGCCGUGUCGCUGAAGAGGGAGGUAAGCGUCAAGCUGGAGCGCAGCUACAGCAACUCCACCAGCGAGUCCUCGUACAGCCAUCAGGACAACAGCAGCUACAACAAUGCCUAUGGCAGUGAUAGCUCCAUUCAUGGCGGCGCUCUAGCCGGACCCCAAGCGCACUCCUCAACGCUGGACGACUCCGAGGAUGCUUUGUGCUGUGUGCCGCUGUGCGGCGUGCGCAAGAGUACCAGUCCCACGCUGCAGUUCUUUACGUUCCCCAAGGACGAAAAGUAUCUGAACCAGUGGCUGCACAACCUCAAGAUGUUCCACAUACCAGCGGCCAGCUAUGCGACAUUUCGCAUCUGCAGCAUGCACUUCCCAAAGCGCUGCAUUAAUCGCUAUUCGCUGUGCUACUGGGCGGUGCCCACGUUCAAUCUGGGCCACGACGAUGUCGCCAAUUUGUACCAGAAUCGCGAGCUUACCAACACAUUUACCACCGGCGAGGUGGCGCGCUGCAGCAUGCCACACUGCACUAGCCAGCGGGGCGAGAGCAAUCUGAAGUUUUACAACUUCCCCAAGGACAUCAAGAGCCUGAUAAAGUGGUGCCAGAAUGCCCGCCUGCCGGUGCAAGCCAAGGAGCCGAGACACUUUUGCAGCCGCCACUUUGAGGAUCGAUGCAUUGGCAAGUUCCGACUGAAGCCCUGGGCCGUACCCACUUUGCAUCUGGGUGCGCAGUACGGCAAGAUCCAUGACAAUCCCAAGAACCUGUAUGUGGAGGAGAAGCGCUGCUGCCUGAACUUUUGCCGUCGGAGCCGCUCCUCGGACUUUAACAUGUCGCUGUAUCGUUUUCCACGCGAUGAGGUGUUGCUGCGACGCUGGUGCUACAACUUGAGACUGGAUCCGGGCGUCUAUCGUGGCAAGAAUCAUAAAAUAUGCAGUGCACAUUUCAUCAAGGAAGCGCUGGGCUUGAGGAAACUGUCGCCAGGUGCCGUGCCCACGCUGCACUUGGGACACAAUGACACGUUUAAUAUCUACGAGAAUGAGUUGUGGCCACCGCCAUCGCCCACUGGACAGCAUGGGCAGCAGCUUAUGCCGCAGCAAUCGACGUCGCAGCAUCAUCAUUCCUCGCUGCAGCAGCAGCAGCAUCCGGCAAUGCUCAGCAAAUCCUAUCAGCGCCAUUCGGCAGCCUCCACAUCAUCCUCCGCCAGUUCGGCCUCGCAUUAUGUGGAUCCCGAGAUGAGUGGCUCGUACUUGAGCCUCUCUGCGGGUAGCUCCUCGGGCGGCAUGAAUGCCAGCGACUGCAUGGACGUGUGCUGCGUGCCCAGCUGCGAGAGCAAGCGGCACAACAGCGAGAACAUCACAUUCCACACGAUACCGCGGAGGCCCGAGCAGAUGCGCAAGUGGUGCCACAAUCUAAAGAUACCCGAGGACAAGAUGCACAAGGGCAUGCGGAUAUGCAGCCUGCACUUUGAGCCAUACUGCAUUGGCGGCUGCAUGCGUCCGUUCGCCGUGCCCACACUGCAGCUGGGGCACGAGGACGAGGACAUACACCGCAAUCCGGAUGUGAUCAAGAAGCUGAACAUACGCGAGACCUGCUGCGUGGCCGUGUGCAAGCGAAAUCGGGACAGAGACCACGCCAACCUCCAUCGCUUCCCCAGCAAUGUGGCGCUGCUGACCAAGUGGUGUGCGAACCUCCAACGCACAGUGCCCGAUGGCAGCAAACUCUUCAACGAUGCCAUCUGUGAGGUGCACUUUGAGGAUCGCUGUCUGCGCAACAAGCGGCUGGAGAAGUGGGCUGUGCCCACGCUAAUACUCGGCCACGAGGACAUUGCCUAUCAGCUGCCCACGCCCGAGCAGGUGGCCGAAUUCUAUGCACGGCCUACCGCUCCCAACAAUGGCGAGGAGCAGGGCGAGUGCUGUGUGGAGACAUGCAAGCGGAAUCCCAGUGUGGAUGACAUCAAGCUGUAUCGCCCGCCAGAGGACACCUCGGUGCUGGCCAAAUGGGCGCACAAUCUACAAACGGAGGCCGCGGUGCUCACCAAUGGAUUGCGGAUAUGCAAUCUGCACUUUGAGGCUCACUGCAUUGGAAAGCGCAUGCGUCCGUGGGCCAUACCCACGCUCAAUCUGGCCGGCAACAUUGAGAAUCUGUACGAGAACCCCGAGCACUCGAUGCUGUACAAGCGGCGGACGCAUCUCAAGCAGAAGUCCCUGCCCGUGGCGAAGCCCACGUGGGUGCCGCGUUGCUGUCUGCCGCAUUGCCGCAAGGUGCGUGCCCUGCACAAUGUCCAGCUGUAUCGCUUCCCCAAACUGAAUCGCUCCACGCUGGCCAAGUGGGCGCACAAUCUACAGGUGCCGCAGGUGGGCAGUGCCCAGCGGCGUGUGUGCUCCGCACACUUUGAGCCGCAUGUUCUCAGCAAAAAGUGCCCGGUGCCGCUGGCGGUGCCCACACUGGACCUGAACUCGCCACCCGGCCACAAGAUCUACCAGAAUCCGGCCAAGCUGAAGGCCAACAAGCUGUGCCUGCAGCGCGUGUGCAUCGUGGAGAGCUGCCGCAAGACCAGGGCCCAGGGCGUGCAGCUCUUCCGGCUGCCGCACAGCCCCACGCAGCUGCGGAAGUGGAUGCACAACAUCAGGACACGCCCGAGGGCGGCCAUGAGGAGUCAGUAUCGCGUGUGCUCGCGCCACUUUGAGACGCACUCCUUCAACGGGCGGAGACUGAGCGCCGGUGCCAUACCCACCCUGGAGCUGGGCCACGACGACGAGGAUAUCUUCCCGAACGAAGCGCAGGCCUUUGCCGACGAGCACUGCGCCGUCGAGGGCUGUGAAUCGUCCAAGGAGCAGCUGGAGGUGCGUCUCUUCCGCUUCCCCACGGACGACGACGACAUGCUGUGGAAGUGGUGCAACAAUCUCAAGAUGAAUCCCGUCGAUUGCAUCGGUGUGCGGAUCUGCAACAAGCAUUUCGAAGCGGAUUGCAUCGGACCCAAGCAUCUGUACAAGUGGGCCAUACCCACGAUGCUGCUCGGCCACGACGACUCACAGAUCGAGCUGAUACUAAAUCCCAAGCCGGAGGAGCGCUACGUGGAUCCGGUGUUCAAAUGCAUUGUGCCCACGUGCGGCAAGACGCGUCGCUUCGACGAGGUCCAAAUGAAUAGCUUCCCGAAGGAUGCGGAACACUUUCAGCGCUGGCGGCACAACCUCCGCCUGGAGCAUCUCAGCUUCAGUGAGCGCGAAAAGUACAAGAUUUGCAAUGCCCACUUCGAGGACAUGUGCAUUGGCAAGACGCGCCUGAACAUUGGUUCGAUACCCACGCUGGAGCUGGGCCACGACGAAACGGAGGAUCUGUUCAAGGUGAAUCCCGCAGAGUUGCAGAGCAACCUGUUUGGGCGUCCGCGACGCCUGUUGCGUGGAUUCAACAAUGUGACCAUCAAACAGGAGCUGCCAGACACGGAGACGGAGCCAGACUUCCGGGACGUAAAGCCCGAUGUGAGCACGGAUUUUACACAGGUUAAAAUCAAGAAAUCUCUGGGCGAUGUCAAGUGCUGUGUGCGCACCUGUGGCCGCAGUCGUCUGGAGCAUGGAGCGCGUCUCUUUCCCUUUCCCACCGGCAAGCAGCAACACCUAAAGUGGCGCCACAAUUUGCGCCUCGAGCCGGACGAAGUGGACAAGUCUACUCGCGUUUGCAGCGCACACUUCAACAGGCGCUGCAUCGAUGGCAAGCAGCUCAGGGGCUGGGCCAUGCCCACGCAGCAGUUGGGGCACCAGGAGCAGCCAAUCUACGAGAACCCCAAGAACAUUCCUGGCUUCUUUACGCCCACCUGUGCGCUGGGGCACUGCCGCAAGCGGCGGAGCAUUGACAAUGAUUUGCGCACGUAUCGGUAUCCGCGCGCCGAGGAUCUACUCGAGAAGUGGCGUGCAAAUCUCGGCCUAUCGCUGGAUCAGUGCCGUGGGAGGAUCUGUGCUGAUCACUUCGAGCCGCAGGUGCGGGGCAAACUGAAGCUCAAGACAGGCGCUGUGCCCACGCUAAAGCUGGGUCAUGAGGAGCCGCUGGUCUACGACAAUGAGGCUAUCAAGGCGGGCGUGGCCGAGGAGGAGGCAGCCUCGCCGCUGGUCACACCCAAAACGGAAGUGCUGGACGACGAGGAGCGCGAGGAGGACGAGGAGGAGGAGGAGAAUCCCGAAGAGGAGCCGCAGGAGACGCACGAAGAGGAGAAGGACGAGCAUGAGGAUGACACGCCCGAGGGAGCAGAGCAGCUGAGAGAUGCUGAUGACGCGGAAGAAGACGAUGAGGAUCCAGGCAACUAUUUUGAUCCGUUGGAGCUGGUGGAGACGUACGCAGAGCAUCUCAGCGACGAUGACGACAACCACAGCCAUGAGGCACGCGAAGAUGAUGCCCGAGGGGUGGAUGAGGAGGAGCCAGAAACUCUUCUGCCUGACACACCACAUAAACCGGAUCCAGUGGCAGGCCUUGGCAUGCCCAAACCCUGGGACAGAGCUGCCGCCGUUGUGCCUGUGCGCCGUGAGAAGCGUCCGAAUAACGUGGAUCCCAUCUGCUGCCUCAAGCACUGCCGCAAGGAACGCUCAGCCAUGUAUCUGCUGAGCACGUUUGGCUUCCCCAAGGACCAGCAGCUGCUGCUCAAGUGGUGCGCCAAUCUGCAAAUGGAUCCCUCGGGCUGCAUUGGUCGCGUGUGCAUCGAGCAUUUCCAGUCGGAGGUGCUGGGCACUCGCAAACUCAAACAGAAUGCGGUGCCCACGCUCAAUGUGGGUCACGAUGUGCCACUGCGUUACAGCUGCAAUGGCCAGGAUUUUCCCGAUGAAAUGCCACAGCAUUCGGUUUUUCGGCUUUGGAGCCUAAAACACUGCCGCAAGAGGAAGCUGUCGGAGAGUCCAGCUCCAGCUCCAGCAGCGAUCAAGGAGGAGGAGCAGCAGCAGCAGCAGCAUCAGAUGCCGAUGCCGAUGGAGACUAAACCAAAGAUUUGCUGCCUACCCAGCUGCGGCAAUGUGGAGGGUUACGGACCAGGCGGACAAUUCCAGCCCCUGCCCAUGGACCAAAGAGUGCUCAAAAAGUGGCAGCACAAUCUGCGGCUGCCAGUCAUUAAUCCUGCAGCGGAUAUGCAUCUGUGCAUGGAGCACUUUGAGGCGUGUCAGAUCGAGAAUGGAACAGCAAUGCGCAUGGCAGUGCCGACCCUCAAGCUGGGCAACACCAGUCCGAAUGUGUUCCGGAACAGGAAGUGCCUGUGGCCCACGUGUCCGCCCAAUCGCAAGCUGUGCUACGAUCUGCCGGAGCACGAGUCGGUACGUGUGGCCUGGCUGUCGUUUAUGCGACUGCCGCUGGACAGCCAAGGUCGACUGUGUGGCGUGCACUUUCUGCAGCUGUACGAGGAGCUGGAUCUCCCAGGCGAUGUGCCCGAAGAGGUGCUCGAGCGGCUGCAGGUGACCUACGAUCAAGCCUCCAUCUCGCUGAAGUUUCAGUGCUCCGUUGUGGGCUGUGGCUCCAAGUACAAGCAGGACACGCACCUGGCGAAGCUGCCAGGCGACCCGCAGCUGCUCGCCAGGUGGCUGCACAACACGAGGAUAUCGUAUGAUCGCUCGCUGCAUUUUAGUUAUCGCAUUUGUCUGCUGCACUUUGAGGAAUAUUGCCUGAACGGCGUGCGUCCACAGCAAUGGGCCAUACCCACACUGCAGCUAAAUCACGAUGGAGAGAUCCACCAGAAUACCAUGAAGCAGGAUGCGCUCGGGACUUCCCCCGUGAAGCGGGAGUUGGCCGAGACUUCACCCGUCAAGCAGGAAGCGCUCGAGAGUCCCCCCGUGAAGCAGGAGUUGCUCGAGAGUCCCCCCAUGAAGCAGGAGAUGCCCGAGACUUCCCCCGUCAAGCAGGAUGCGCUCGAGAGUCCACCCGUGAAGCAGGAGUCGCAGGAGAAAGCUCCCUUAAGCAGCAGCUUGAGUCUCUCCAUUCCGCUGCACAUCAAGACGGAGCAGCAGGGUCCUGUGCUGCGCUCUCGAGGCACAUCUUCGCUGAGCAGUCCCUGCCUCAGUGGCAGCAGUGCCAGUCCUCGCCUCAAGAACAGAAUUUGCUGCAUUGCCAACUGCGGCGAGGGUGCCAGAUCGCAGCGGCUCCAUCCCUUUCCAAGCGACGAACCAACGCUGCUCAAGUGGCUGGUAAACACGCAGCAAAAGCCCGGACUGGUGGACAUCCAGAGUCUGUUUGUGUGCCAGCUGCACUUCGAGGCGGAUGCCAUCAACAAGACGCAGCUAAGGAGCUGGGCCUUGCCCACACUGCGGCUGGGCCACGACGGGCAUGUCAUACCGAAUGCCCGGCACAAUGGGAACAUUGCCAACAGCCAGGAGACGGAGCAGGCCAUGGAGUUUAUUCGGGCCAACUACUGCUCCGUGCUGAGCUGCUUCCAGCCAAAGACUGAGGGUGUGCGCUUCCACAAGUAUCCCAGCGACAUUGCCAUGGUGCGCAGGUGGUCCACCAAUCUCAAGCAUCGCUCAAUGCAGGCCAGCAGUCAUGGUUUUCUCGUCUGCCAGUCGCACUUCCAGCCCGAAUGCUACGAUCCGCAGACGGGCGACCUACUCGAGGAGGCCGUACCGCUCGCGGUGGGUGUGAAAACCGAAGGCCAGCUGCUCCAUUGCCUCGUCAGGGGAUGCCCUGUGACGAGUAACUCCAGCAGGGGAUUGCUUCUCUUCAGGGUGCCAAAGAGGACGCGUGUGAGGGAAGUGUGGGGCCACAAUCUAUGGAUGUAUCCGAUGCAGCUGGUGGGCGAGCAUUACAUCUGCGAGCGACACUUUGAGCCGCACUGCGUGAAUGAGCAGAAGCAGCUGCACGCGGGCUCGGUGCCAACGCUCCACCUGGGCCACAACGAGCAGCCGGAGCUGCUGCCCAAUCCAGCGUCCUUCCAAGAGGAGUGCGAAUGCUGUGUGCCCGGCUGUUUGCGCAGCAAUCGCAAGGACCCCGAUCUGCAGUUUAGCAAAUUUCCCAAGUGGCGCGUGCUGUCCGACAAGUGGCUGCACAACUUCCGCUUGGAAAAGCCCCGCUUGGAUCAGCGCAUUAAAGCGCUGCGAGUGUGCCACACGCACUUCGAGGAGAGCUGCUUCGAUGAUCAGGGCGUGCGGCGGGGUGCCAUGCCCACGCUGGAGCUGGGACACUCGCAUUCGGACAUUUAUCACACCGACAUGGGUUCAGCUAUGUUGAAGCCGUUGCACAAGAGUUUCAGCGACUGCUGCUAUCCCGACUGCUAUGAGGACUGCCAAAAGGCCAACAUCCAUCGCAUGGCCUACGACUUGCCCAGCGAUGGGCCGGUGCGUGAGGCCUGGCUGCAGCACAUGGGCAUACCCAGCAGCGGCGACGAUUGCCCCUCAGGGCUCAGGCUGUGUCCGGUUCACUACAUCAUGCUGUAUGAGCGUAGCUUCCCCGAUCGAGCCGACAACCUCGUGCUGGACCGCAGCUAUGAGCAUGCUCGUCAGUUGCCACAGCUGCGGCGCUUCAUGUGCGUCGUGCAGGGAUGCCGCCACCUGCACCAGCGGGAUGGCGGAACGAUGCAUGGAAUGCCCAGAAGUGAGCAGAUCCUGCGCAUGUGGGUGGAGAACGCACAGCUGCGGCUGAACGAGCAUGAGAUUUACAUGACGAAGAUGUGCAGCAAACACUUUGAGGCCAGCUGCCUGUACGAGGGCAGGAGAUGUUACCCGUGGAGCGUGCCAACGCUGCAUCUGCCAGCGCUGCUGCCGGGACAGGUGCUGCACCAGAAUCCCACCCCUGAGGAGUGGCAGCAAAUGAAGCAGCAAAUGAAACUGGAGGAGCAGGCACAGAAAGCCGAGCAGCAGAUAGCAGAGGGACUGCCAAUGGAGCCGUACGUGAAGAUGGAACCCCACGACAAUGACGACGAAGAAGACGCUUCGCAAACGGAAUCGGAGCUGCUGAUAAAUGAAAGCACCAUGGACUCGCAGGAGACGGACUUUCAGCCGAAUGAGCCGCUGGAGGUGCUGCUCGAGGUGGGCCAUGUCGAGCGGCUGGAGAGCUACGAGAAGCGGGAUUACUCGACGGAUAUCCGCCACAGCCGCUAUGGGCCUGGCAAGCGUUUUCGCCAUCCGUACAGCGCCCACAAGUGCUGUGUCGAGGGCUGUGGCGUGUCGGUGGAGGAUUUGGGUUGGAAUCUGAAGCUGCACAAGCUGCCCAGCUCCACGGAGGUGGCCAGAAAGUGGCUGUACAACAUACAGGUGGACACAGAGGACACGUGGCGCAUACGCGUCUGCAGCCAUCACUUUGACCGUCAGUGUCUCAAUGGCUCGCGACUCAGGCGAGGAUCGAUGCCUACGCAGCAUCUGGGGCCACGUGUGCCCGAAACUAUCCACCAAAAUGAGUUCUUACAGCUGCAGCUGGACGAUGCGCCAGCGCAGAAUGACCAACACGUGGAGCCGGUGCGAACAAUUGGCAAGGUGGUGAAUCCGUGCGUGCCGCGACCCUCACCGCCGCGCAAGUCCAGCAAAUUUUGCCAGAUCGAGGGAUGUUCGAAUCAUCUUACCAGCGAGAACAUGACACUCCACAAGUUCCCGCACUCGUCGUGGAUCUGCGUCAAGUGGCAGCACAACACACAGGUUCCCUUCGAUCCAGAGUAUCGCUGGCGCUAUCGCAUCUGCAGCGCCCACUUCCAUCCCGUGUGCAUGGUGAACAUGCGGCUGCUGCACGGCAGCGUGCCCACCCUCAAGCUGGGCCCCCGCGCACCCGCCGAGCUCUUUGACAGCGACUUUGAGGCCAUCAACAUCAAGAUGGAUAAGUUGGAGAAGUUGGAGAGAAAAUCAGAGGCGCGUAGAGCUACCACGGGAGAUGGCGUUGGUUAUCCCGGCAUGCUGGACAUGGGGGAGAAGAAGGUUAAGACUGAGCUGGAGCUGGACGAUGGAGGAGCACUCGACGAGGAGGAAGAGGAGCAGGAGGAUGCCAUGCUCUACCUGGAGCCCGAGAUGCAUAUAUACGAGGAUCAAGAGGAACAACAGCAAAAGCGGGCACCAAAGGCAAAUCCAAAUGGUGGCUGGAAAACGGAGCUCCGUUUGCCUUCCAAGAGCCGCGUGACCCUCAAUCCGGUGAGAUCUGGCUACGACAAGUGCUCGCUGAUGCAUUGCCAGCGCCAGAGAUCAAAGCACGGCGUCCACAUCUACAAGUUCCCACGCUCGGAGGAGCACCAGCAGCGCUGGAUGCACAAUCUGCGCAUCCGCUACGACGAGAAGCGCCCGUGGAAGUUUAUGGUGUGCAGCGUGCACUUUGAGCCGCACUGCAUACGGCUAAGGAAGCUGCGACCCUGGGCAGUGCCCACUCUGGAGCUGGGCGACAAUGUACCCGAGGAUAUCUACACGAAUGAGCAGUGCCAAAUGUUUGCCAGUGGACAGGCGGCAGGAGAGUCAAAUUGCAACUAUAGCGAUGCAGAGGCGCAGGCAGAGGCAGAGCCUGAGGCGGAUAGCGAUGGGAAUGAUGACGAGGAUGGCCUGCAAGAGGACGAGGAUGAAGAGACAGAUGAGCAGGAAGCGAGCACCGCCAAGAAGCGUCGUCGUUCGCGUCUGGCGGAUGCCUCCUGGCCACUGGGCCAAGUGCCACCGUGGAAAGUGAAGCAAUGCUGUCUGCCCUACUGCCGCAGUCCACGCGGCGAUGGCAUCAAGCUGUUCCGACUGCCCAACAAAGUCAACUCCAUUCGCAAUUGGGAGCUGGCCACCGGCAUGAAGUUCAAGGAGUCGCAGCGCAACACUCGACUCAUCUGCAGCCGCCACUUUGAACCAGAACUGAUUGGAGUGCGGCGUCUCAUGCGCAAUGCCAUUCCCACGCGGCACCUGGAACCCACGGGCGAUGUGAAGCCAGUGCUGCCACCACCGACAACAGCUGGCCCUAGAUGCUGCAUGGCCGACUGUGCCUACGAUGUGGCGGAUGUGAAGCUGCACAAAUUUCCCAGCAAUCCCAAGUUGCUGAGGGAGUGGUGCCAGGCAUUGAGGGUUACCGACCUGCAAAGGUAUCGCGGCAAGCACAUUUGCUCCGCCCAUCUGCCUGUCCACAAGGCCGUGCACUGCAUUGUUUGUGGCGCGGAUAGGGCGCCGCAGUUGCCGAUGCUUAGCUUCAAGCCCGAGGCGGCGCCCACACUGCAUUUGAAUCAUAAUGAUACAAACAUAUUCCUUAACGAUUGUGCCAUAAAUCCCGCCUACACGGGAGUACGGGUAAAGGAUGAGCCCAUGGACAAUCAGGUCCUGUCGUUGUAGUAGCGCAAAUGGAGCAUCAAAUCCGUUUCAACUAGUUUAUAGCUGUAUCAUUUUAUGGGCAUUAACGUGUCUCCCCCCGUACAUCACAUCACACAGUACACAGUGUCGUCUUGUUUUUAAAGCGUAAGUGAAUUAUUAUUUAUACAUUUUUAAUGUAUUUGAAUACAUUAUUUAUCUCGCGUCGCGUCUGAAGACGACUGUGCAAUGGCAGAAUGGAAAUUGAAAUGCCAUAAAAACGAAAACAGAAACAAA
Drosophila guanche is the source of this 12500-nucleotide messenger RNA. RefSeq lists its product as uncharacterized. Lineage: Eukaryota; Metazoa; Arthropoda; Insecta; Diptera; Drosophilidae. Gene Ontology annotation, molecular function: sequence-specific DNA binding. The record is from RefSeq and is a predicted model, not a curated record.